Lotus japonicus is the source of this 3554-nucleotide messenger RNA. Its product is annotated as putative E3 ubiquitin-protein ligase LIN. Bases 354 to 3272 code for a protein of 972 amino acids. Lineage: Eukaryota; Viridiplantae; Streptophyta; Magnoliopsida; Fabales; Fabaceae. The record is from RefSeq and is a predicted model, not a curated record. The transcript has 7 exons.
AUUGUUAUCAUUAAUACAUAAAAAAUGAGUUCAUGUGUGUGGAUUUCCAUUACAUUAACUUAAAAGUCCUUUUUAUCUAAGUUUAUGAUUAUAUUCCAUUACUCCUAUGUGUAAUCUAGAUACAGUUUGGUCCAAAAGCUCCCUGGCAUAUACAGAACAGAACUUUAAACUUUAAAAUAUAGCUCAAAAGAUUCACCACUCACCAAAUCCAACCCCUUCCUUGUCUUCAUUGCUGUGCCACUGUAUUUACCUUUAGUAAUCUAGCUGUUUGUUUUAUCUUUCUAUUUGUUUUCAGUUCCAGGAAUGCCAUUGAACUUCUUCUUGCUUCAAACUUCUCUUUCAACCACCAACACAUGGCUUCCCUUGGAGAACUAACCUCAGCAGAAAGAAGAGGCUUAAUCCACCACUCAGAGAGGCCACAACACAAACUUCCACAACAACAUGAGAAAAAACCACUCCCUUCAUACAUCUGUCAUGAUCCAAAAAGCCUUGCUUCCUCAAGAAGAGGGUCUUCUUCAUCUGAAUUCAAAAGAGCUGGUACAGCUUCAGAAAGAUCAAAUACCAAGUCAUUGGUGUCUUCUUCAGAUGCUAGAAUGGAUGAAGGUGCCAUUAGAGCAGUGAUUGCUAUCCUCAGUGGCUACAUAGGAAGAUAUGUGAAAGAUGAACAUUUCAGGAAAACAAUCAGAGAGAAGUGCUUUUCUUUCUUGGACAAAAGAAGAAGAAAGGAUUCAGGUAAUGAGAUUUUGUUGAACAUGGAAUUGGGCAUGGAGAAAGUUAAUAAAUUAGUAGAAGAUCAUGGAACAAAGAAACAACAAGUGACAAUGAUGAAGAGCUUAAGGAACUCCGUUGAGCUUUUAACUAAGGUUGCUUCAACCUGUGGUGUACAUGAUUCUCAUGUCUCUGCUUGUUCUCACCUAUACUUGGCAAUUGCUUACAAGCUGCAGAGAAAUGACAAGGUUUCCUCUAAGCAUUUACUGCAAGUGUUUUGUGAUUCUCCAAGUUUUGCAAGAACCUACCUGCUUCAUGAUUUGUGGGAGCAUUUGUUUCUUCCCCAUCUUCUCCAUCUAAAGAUUUGGUACAGCAAGGAGCUUGAGUUCCUCUCAGAUGAAGGUGAGAAGGAAAAGAAAAUGAAGGUGUUGAGCAAAGUUUACAAUGAGAAAAUGGAUAAUGGAACUUCUCAAUUUGCUUUGUACUACAAGCAAUGGCUUAAAAAUGGGACUAGUGAGGCUCCUCUUCCUGUUGUCUCCUUGCCAUCAAGGCUAAGUUACAGAUUAUCAAGAAGAAGGUCUUCAGAUUCCUUCAUUUCAAACACCUCAAUCAAUCAAAAUUUAUACAAGACAGUGUUUGGCCUCAAUCUAAGUCGGCAACCUACCGGUCUCAGUGACCGAAAUGGCGUGUUGACAACUAGCACAGGCUUUGAGAUUGAUGAAAAAUUGCAUGGAGAUGAACACAAAUGCAGUUUGGUUCAGGAAGAAGACAGGACCAGGAUAUCUUUUGGAAGAUCACCAAAACAAAUUGAUAAGAAUCAAGCUCAAUUAUGGCCAGUGUCACAGAGAUCGGACUAUUUUCAGUACUUUUCUUGCAGGUUCAUACCAACUGAAAGAUUGGCAAACAACAGCUAUAGAUCCAAGAAUUCCUCAAAUGUUCUUGCAAAUGACUUUAUUGGAGCUAUCACAACUAUAUCUUCAUCAGAUAUUCUAAGCGAAUGUGAAUUCGCGGUUCGUGUGGUCGCCAAAGCUUGGUUGAACUCUCCUGGUGAUCCUCUCAUUGUAGAAGCACUAACCCAACCCAAUGUAGUUGAAGCUAUCCUAGAGGUGUUGUUUGCCUCAACUGAAGAUGAAAUUCUGGAAUUGAUUAUAUCAAUUCUAGCAGAAUUGAUACAAAGGAAUGUUGCUAUUAGACAAAUUAUACUGAAUUCUGAUCCACAAUUAGAAAUAUUUGUGAGACUUCUUAGAAGCACUAGUCUUUUUCUAAAAGCUGCAGUUCUGCUUUAUCUGUCAAAGCCACAGGCAAAACAGAUGCUAUCAUCAGAAUUUGUGCCACUAGCACUUAGAGUGUUGGAAUUUGGAGACAAAUUGCAGACCCUCUUCACAGUACAAUGCAGUCCUCAAGUAGCAGCAUUUUACAUAUUGGACCAACUUCUUACUGGUUUUGAUGAAGAUAAGAACUUGGAGAAUGCAAGGCAAGUUCUUUCACUUGGGGGGUUGACCCUUCUCAUGAGAAGAAUUGAAGAAGGAGAGGUCCAUGAGAGAAACAAUGUUGCGUUGAUGAUUUCAUGUUGCAUUAAAGCUGAAGGAAGCUGUAGGGUUUUUUUAGCUGAAAAUAUAAAUACAACUUCAUUGCUUGAACUCAUUGUUCUUGGGAGCAAACAAAGUUCCAAUGGUUAUGCCUUGUAUGUGCUAGCUGAGUUGCUCUACUUGGAUAGAAGAAGCAAGAUAUUAAAUUUCUUAAGAAGACUCAAAGAUGGAUGGGGUGGCCUAAACACAAUGCAUAUUUUCUUCAUUUACCUUCAGAAGGCUCCACCAGAAGAAAAGCCUUUAGUUGCAGUGAUAUUGUUGAUGCUUGAUCUUAUGGAAGAUCAUUUCAAGGGAAGCUUAUAUAGAGCAGAAGCUAUUGAAACAGUAGUAUCUGCUUUAAAUUGUCAACUAUGUAAUGAUAGAGUUCAACAGCAAUCAGCCAGAGCUCUACUCUUGUUAGGAGGCCACUUUUCAUAUACAGGGGAGUCAUUAAUGGAAAAAGUGCUUUUGCAAAAAGUAGGUUUCCAAGAAACUUGCUUAGAAGAUUCAUUUCCUCCUGGCAAGGAAAUGGUUGUUUAUGAUUCAAUUCACAGGAAUAAGGAGGAAGAAGAAGCUGAACUUUGGCAAAAAAGAGCAGCAUGUGUCUUGUUUGAAAGUGGAAGCAAGAAAUUGCUAUCAGCACUUGCAGAUUCUUCAGCCAAUGGCAUCGCAUGUUUGGCGCAUGCGAGCCUUAUAACUAUUUCAUGGAUGAGCAGCUACCUCAACUUAGUUGAAGAUAGAAAUUUGCCACCAAUGGCUUUCUCAAUCUUAGCACCCCAGCUGCUACAAUCCUUGAAUUAUGAUAAUGAUGUUGAGAAAAGAGUGCUAGCUUCAUAUUCAUUGCUAUGCCUUAUUAAAAAUUCAGGAUGUGUUUCUGUCCUACCAUCAUUGAAUAAAGAUUCACUCAGACAUCUCAGAAAUCUCUCCCUAGUGACAUGGACUGCCAAUGAACUCAUUUCAAUUGUCUCAAAAAGCAGCUUGGAAUUAAGUCAAUGAUGAGCAAGUUUCAUGUUAGUUGAAUCUUAGUGUGUAUUUGAAUACCAGUUAAGUGCAACAGAUUUAUCCAAUUCUAUAAGAGUUUCAUUCACUUUUUGUCUCAAAGUGAGUGCUAACUACUAAUACCCGUUUGCAUUGGUUCAGACGGGUAACCAAACAUAGCCUCAUCUGUUUUCUGUCUUUCAUGCAAGUGUGAUUGUAAGCUAGCAUCCUUGAGUUUUGUAUAGUUAAUUUGAUUGAAAGGGAAUAUUUCUACCAAAAGAAACCUAUGAUAGUUUAUGA